CAGUGCUGUGGGUUAGUCUGCAUGUACUGGCACUGCGCAUGCCCAGUACCAGCGUUAGCCAUUCUCCGGGGCCGCAGCUUCUUGGCUGCAGUUUAUCCCUUUCAGGAUGAGUAAUGGUAAAGAGCUGCCUGGGGCAUUGGUGGAGGAGAUUGGAGGACCUUAUGGAGUCAUGGAAGAACAUGUGGACUUUCUGAAGGAGCGCUUUAAUCUGAUUACCAUGAAAGAGUUCAAGGAAAAUAAGGAACAGUUAUCUGAAAAGAUCAAGUGCAUUUUUAACUGGGCCAACAAACCAGAUGUUGACAGCAAGCUCCUGAAGUGUCUACCUAGGCUCAAAGUGAUAGCAAGUGCUGGAGCAGGAGUGGACCAUUUGGAUAUAAAGAUGAUAUCAAGCUAUGGCGUGAAAGUGGCUAACACUCCUCAUGCCGUCACCAGUUCUACAGCAGAUUUGGCGAUGACGUUGCUUCUGGUAUCAGCCAGGAGUUUUAUGGAGGCUCAUGAGAUUGCCGUGUCCCCCAAGACUGAGCGAUUCCAUGCUAACUGGGUAGGAGGAGAUAUAACAGGGAUGACACUUGGAAUUGUUGGAAUGGGGAGGAUUGGAUACAAAAUUGCUCAACGAGCUAAAGCUUUUGAGAUGAAGAUUCUGUAUCACAAUAGGCACCGCAGCCUGGAGGAAGAAAAAUCUGUGGGAGCCUCAUAUUGUGAACGGCUGGAUGAUUUACUGCAGCAGUCGGAUUAUGUAAUGCUUGCGGUCAACCUAAGUCCUGAAACAGAAAAGCUGAUUGGAAUACACGAAUUUCAGAUGAUGAAGCCAUCAGCUACAUUGAUAAAUAUAAGCAGAGGACUUGUUGUUGAUCAAGAAGCUUUGGUGGAAGCUUUACAGACAGGUCAGAUCAAAGCAGCUGCAUUAGAUGUCACUUAUCCAGAACCACUGCCAAGAGAUCACCCAUUGCUUAAAAUGAACAAUGUUGUUUUAGCUCCCCACAUGGGUACCGCAACACGUGACGCGCUACGCCUUAUGAUGGAAGAUAUGGUUCACAGUAUGAUGGAUACUGUUAAUGGUCUCCCAGUGUCCAAUGAAGUUACUGGCUGCUGACUUAACAUUUUGUAGUUUUGAUGAUUUAUAUCAGGCGUCUCAAACUUGGACAGAUAUAUGGGCCACACAUAGAAAAAAUUUCCAAUUGACGGUCCGCAUUCAUUUGAUGACACAUGAUAUGACACAAUGCUAAAUUAUUGUUAAUAGAAUAUAACACAAACACUGCAAAAAUAACAGUACUAUACAGAAAGUCACCCCCCCCCCCAUGGUAAUCGUGUUCCCAGACUAACCUCAAUAGUCCCCCCUACAGUACCCCAAUAGUGAUAAUGCUCCCAAAGAGUGCACCCAUUAGUAGCAAUGCCCUCCAUAUUGUGCCCAAUAAUAUUGCCUCCACAGUACCCCCAGUAGCAAUUAUUCCCCCUCUUUAGUGCUUCAGCAUGUAUUAAUGCCCCAUGCAUUAUAAUGCCCCCCCCCCCCCCCCCCCAGUCAUCUGACCUGUAUUAUUUUCCACAUUUAUCUGACUCCUGUUCUCCACCGCUGUCUGGGUAAUGCAGGGUAAUGGCCUCUUCGGCCUGUGGCUUGAGUUGCCGCGAUUCAGCGUAGAAUCUUGCAAUGACAUCAUUGCGGCCUCCUGGCUUUCUGAUGUCAUCGUAACUUCCUGUGCCAUUCUACUGCCUCAUAGGCUAUAGGCCUAGUGGCCUGAGACCUAUGAGGCUGAACGGCGGGAACAGGAGCUAUAGGCACCCAACUUGGACUGAUGAAGGUGGUCUCCUAGUCCCCCAUGCUCUGCACAAGUGGCACAUGGCACAGUAGUUUUUAUAGAUAGGCAGUGUUUAUUUAACAGACUAUCUAGUUUAUUAAUAUGUAUGCAUCAGGUGGUUGAGAUGACUUCCAGGAAAAGAAGCAGGCCAGCCUGUAUCCUCUUUCCCCAAAGAGUCUCCUUCUCAAAGUAACUGCAGAGACCAUCAUAAUCAGUCAUCAUGUAGCAUCUUGCUGCUGCCUGCCACUGUGUGAGAAAAUAAUAUUUGCAUGUACUUGUACAGUGGGCUCACAGAACGAAUUUUACUGGUGGGCCCAAGGUGCUCCAGUCUAAAACUUAUAGGCUUCUGUGGCACACUGUAAACUUCCGCUUCCUGCAUUGAGGUGUCACAAUGCAUUUUUCAUUACACACUGUACUUUAUGUUAGUGGUAAAUUUCAGUCAUUAUGUUUUAUUUAUUUAUGACAAAAUACAAAAUUUACAUAAAAAUGGGGAAAAAAUAUACAUUUUCAAAAAAAUUUUUUUUUUUUUUCUUGUAAGACAGAUAGUCUUAGCACACAAACAGGGUUGGAUUGGGAACUUAAAGUGGCUCUGGAAAGACUUAACUAGUAGGUACCAAAUACCACAGUGCAGAACAAAAUACGGUACUUUUCCAGCACAACCAAAUACCACAGUCGAGCACAAAAUACUGCCCCAGCAGAAACAAAUACUACAGUGCAGCACAAAAUAUUUACCCAGCAGUGAUAAAUAGCAGCACAAAUUACCUCCCCAGAAGUCUCCACCCUGUGAUGGCCAGCACCAGCUGCCACGUUCUGUCCUCCUCCGCUUCCCAAGUUGUCCCUAAUUAAGAUAUGGAGGUGAGUCGUGGGCUGCAGCACAGAGCCAGCCCUACCUGCAGUAUGCUGCCUGGUUUUACAGUGCUACCAAACAUACAGGAGAAUACAGCACUACAUACCUUUUAAAUCCAGUGAUGUCUCCUUUGAUUGUAGAUGUUCUCUUUUCUCAUGUUCUCCAUUCAUCCCAGACCACCAUGAUGACUUUUUGUCUCUGCAGAGCUUGCCACAUAGACAUCUUAGGUUCUGCACUUUGCCAUCAUCCACCCUACCUUCUCAACUGUAACUCCAGAUCCUCCUGCCACUACCAAUAUUGUGCCCACUGAAAAUACUACUGAUUAUACAUGAACAAUUGUGUCAAGCAGAUUGUCCUCCACAGUUACAGUGCCCUCUGUAGUAAUAAUAUUCUGUGGCCCCAGUGGUAAUAUGCUCUCCCUGAGUGGCUCAAGAAGAAAUAAAGCCCCAUUGUAGUGGCCCCGUAGUCAUUAUGCCCCUAUAGUGCCCAAUAUUCAUAAUGGCACCUAUAGAGCCCCCAGUGAUAAUAAACAUGCCCUAUAUAGUGUCCUCAGACGUAUUCCAACCUUUGGCCUAAGCUACCUGUGUCCUGGCUCAGGCACUCACAAUGAUUAUUCAUCAUGCUGCCUGCGCUAUUGUUUGCGUGUUUCCACAAGCUUCAGGCCUAGUGGCCUCAUAAGGAGAAGGGUGGUCACAAUGAUGUCUUCAUGCUGCUUUCAUUACUGCACAAGUGGCUGAGAUAAUGCCAUUGCUUCGGAGCCACCUGCACUGUUGAUACAGUAUCCCCUGUGGUGGAUGACAAGACCCCAUCAAAGUAUUUAACUGUAUUGCCAUUGUGAGGAUAGCCAUCAGUGAGGGUGGUGUCAGCGGCUCUGGAUUUUUGCUUGACCCUGUAACUCCAUGCCCAACCCCAUGAAUUAUAUUAUCAGCACAUGUGCAGUAGUCAUCUGUGCUGCUGGGGAAGCCAAAGGAGGUUUACUGCACAUACACCGACAGUGUGAGUAAGGUGCAGGAAUACAGUGCCAGGCAUUUCAACCAAGGGGAGGCAGGAGUGGCAAUUGAGACACAGCUGCUGGAGCUAAGGUGCACCGAGGAUCUCGGGCACCAAAAACCUCUUUCAUAAUCAUAACAAAAACUUUAAAGGGAACCUGUCACUGGAAUUUUGUGUAUAGAGCUGAGGACAUGGGUUGAUAGAUCACC
Molecule: messenger RNA, 3839 nt
Organism: Bufo gargarizans (Asiatic toad)
Lineage: Eukaryota; Metazoa; Chordata; Amphibia; Anura; Bufonidae
Product: probable 2-ketogluconate reductase
Exons: 6
Coding region: 107-1093 (328 amino acids)
Cellular component (GO): cytosol
Molecular function (GO): glyoxylate reductase (NADPH) activity; hydroxypyruvate reductase [NAD(P)H] activity; NAD binding
Source: RefSeq, a predicted model, not a curated record